This is a messenger RNA of Amoebophrya sp. A120, 827 nucleotides long. The record is from the annotation of a GenBank genome assembly. NCBI's taxonomy places the organism in Eukaryota, Dinophyceae, Syndiniales, Amoebophryaceae.
GAGGAGGCCUGGCGAAGGGGGGCGAAAGCUGCAGAGGGCUGCGCCGGAGGUCCUUGGGCAGGCGAAAAAAGCCGGGCGCUGCCCUUCGUUUUGCUGCCCUCGCCUAUCUUGGCGAUGCGCGUCGACGCUUCCCGUGGCCCGCCUCUGCCACGGUGGGCGGGCCGGGGUUUCCUUGACCGGCGACGAUUGCGGCCGCAGGUAUGCGCCCGGGCGAGAUUGGGACGAAACCCUAGCAGAGAAGAUUGGGACAGGCGCCGCGGCGAGAUGAGGCGGCUGCCGCGCGGAGGGGUCGCGGGAGGUUGCGCCGAUGAAAAUGGUGGCCACAUCGCCGACGUCUGCGGGACCGGAUCGACCCCACGAACCACAGGUAUAUCCGAUGACAUUGCUGGCCGCCGCAGGCGCUCUCCCCGCGGGUUUGCCUUGCUUGGCGCACUAACUUCCGCGGCCGAGGCAUUUGCGAGCCCCGGCGGGCCGCCAAGCGCGCCGGCCGGCGCGGCCGGGCCGGGCCGCUAAGGGCCCGCCAAGGGCACUGCGGCGCUGCGCGCUUCUUUUGCGCUGGGGCUAGUACGUCCGCGCUUCGGCGCGCAGCGUCCUGAACAGGUGCCCGAUUCUGGGACAGCUGCUGCCCCAGGCCCGCACGGCCUUCCGCGUGUUCGGGUCUGUGCGUCCAGCGGCAGAGUGCGGAGGCACGUAGCGAACGGAAAGGCGGCGCCCGGAGGCUUCGCGCGGGCGGCGCGGCCGCUCCUUGGCCGCGCCGGCCCCCGUUUAGGUGUCGCCGCCCUUCGAACACGUCGGCCACCUUCUGGGUCCCCGGGAUGCGCCCCGGC